CUGCGCAAACAUACUGGCAACUCCAGAUAUCGCUCAAGGCAUGAGCUUUCCAAUGUCACACUGGCAUCUCGACUCAAAGUUGCCCUUACUCGCCCGUUCCUCAUGGUCACCGAACCGAUAAUCAUUCUAUGGACUCUAUACAUUACUGUUGUAUACAUUGUCCUUUUCACCUUUCUUGACGGAUAUCCGUUUAUUUUCCAGAAGACAUAUGGCGUAUCGCAAGGUCUUACAAACCUUAUUUUUAUUGCCAUGUUUAUCGGGAUAUCGUUGAUAGUCUUCGCGGUACCCUUUAUUUACCGCCUUACAGCACGAGCGGUUAAAGCUGGAGGCUCCAAUGGCUUCAAUCCAGAAGUUCGUCUUUGGUAUGCCAUGAUAACAGCUCCUGCUGUUCCAAUUUCACUUUUCUGGAUGGGUUGGACCGAUAACCCGUCUAUCAGCAUCUGGUCUCCUAUAAUCAGCUCUGUUCUCUUCGGUUACGGAACGGUCGGUAUUUUCAUCAGCACAACUAUGUACAUCAUCGACUCGUACGAAAUGUAUUCUGCAUCAGCACUUACAUUCGUUGUUUUGAUAAGAUACAUAGUGGCAGGAGGAAUGACCGUGGCGGGUCUACCGAUUUACGAACGAUUAGGUGUUCCCUACACAUGUACAAUUCUCGGUUGUGUAUCGGCGGUGAUGGUACCGCUUCCCUACGCCAUGUACCGCUGGGGGCAUGUUGUUCGGCUGAGGAGCAAGUAUGCUACCUCAAAGGAAUUCUAG
Aplosporella prunicola CBS 121167 is the source of this 756-nucleotide messenger RNA. RefSeq lists its product as uncharacterized. NCBI's taxonomy places the organism in Eukaryota, Fungi, Ascomycota, Dothideomycetes, Botryosphaeriales, Aplosporellaceae. The annotation marks the transcript as partial. The record is from RefSeq and is a predicted model, not a curated record. Gene Ontology annotation, biological process: transmembrane transport. The transcript has a single exon. Gene Ontology annotation, molecular function: transmembrane transporter activity.